CGCCAUCUGAAACAGACCGCGAUCCCUUGAAAUCCAGUAGGUAUAAAUCUGAAAAAUCUCCCGUUUUGUCUGAAAGUUUUACAGGCAUAAGUAGACACACCAGGUUCUAUGCAUCUUAACUGUAACGAAGUACUUGAGACAAAAAAAAAUUACUUUGGUAUAGAUUCGGCGAUUGAAGAUCAUAGAAAAUCAAUCAUGAGAAAUGUAAAUUGAGUGACCAAUUGCUGUUAGGUUUAGUAAUUUAUUGAUAUAUUUUCCUAGGGUGAAUCAUUCAGUUCACUUAAACAUUGAUGCCAACCUUGGAAUUUUCAUCCAAGAAGAAAAUGAAAUGAUACAUAAGAAAAUCUAUUUUUGGAUGUAUUCACACGAACGCAAAUUAUGUUCAUCAUAAUUUUAAUGUAGCAGCUUUUUCGAAAUUCUAAAAUAUGACUAAUAAAUAAUAAUUGAUUAGUGAAAAAGAUAAACUGGAAAUUCUUAGCAAGUUGGAUAUCAUUUCAUUUUUUGAUUAAGUACAUAAAUUUUUCUAUGUUUCAUAAGAUUAAUCAGGUAUAUACAUAUAUCUAUAUUUUGGGUAUAUCCUUUAAUUAUGACUAUUUUUAUGUUUUGAGUUCACAAUGGAUGAUCAAUUUAUGGCUUUAUAUGCAACUGGACUAACUGAAAGAGAAAUUGAAAGUCAAUUUUCCGUGCUUUCAGAAUUCUUGAUGAAGAUAAGAAGUCAUAUAAAUGCGUUGAAUUCGACAGAAUUUUAUCUUACAUCUAUUGAUGAGGGAUUGAAAGCCAUGACUAUUAAUGAACCGAAUUUGGAAAAUAAUGUAUCUACCUUGGUUCUAUGGAAGUGUUUGAAUCAAGUUGGAAUGCCAGAAAAAUUGAAAAAAUACACGAAAUUGCUGUUGGAGUUAUUCCUCAUGGUUAUAGAGAAAAAUACGGAGGACAAUCAGAAAAUGACCGAAUGGUACAACCGUUUCACUGAAUUUACAGAUUGUAUUUUUAGUUUUUGCUCGAAGAAAGAAUAUGCAAAUGAUUUUUCAACCAUUAUGACCUGUUUUGUGGGCAUUCUCUUGAAAAAAAUACGUGAAAUCGAUAUCGAAGAUUAUCCUGAGAAGGUUUUUCUUUACCAAUUCUUCGAAUUAAUUGUAACCGACUGCCUUCGAUGUAGAACACUCACAAAUUCGAUUGUAGAGGAAAUAAUAAAGAACUUCGAUGAUGUUAUUCAAGAUAUGAGCAGUAGAGAAAUAACAUGUCUAUCAGAUGAGAUCGUAAACAUGAUUGAAUAUCUUCAUCGAUAUUUGAAUAUCGUUGAAAUCCUAGAUAGAGAAAGAGUAAGAAAAAUCGAAUCGGACAAGCGAGAUAGUUUCAGGCUAGUUCUUAAGAAAUUGUUGGAAAUUGAAGUUUUACCUAAAUAUCUUUCAUUGAGAGUAAUAAAAUUGUUAGAUAUUUGGACAUGUUAAUAAUUUUUCAGGACAUAUAUCAUGGUUUGAAUUAGUGAUUCUUGUGAUUUGUAUAUAGGUAAUAAA
Messenger RNA from Harmonia axyridis, 1514 nucleotides. RefSeq lists its product as uncharacterized. The record is from RefSeq and is a predicted model, not a curated record. The transcript is spliced from 2 exons. Bases 615 to 1448 code for a protein of 277 amino acids. Lineage: Eukaryota; Metazoa; Arthropoda; Insecta; Coleoptera; Coccinellidae.